AUGUCCUUCCUUCCCUCCCUCAACCCAAUCCCCUCCCUCCCCAAAUACCCCGGCCCCUACACCGUUGGUACAAUCGACGUCGAGUUCCCCCUCUCCCUCCUCCCUCCUGUCACCCCCCACACUCCUCCUGACACCUCCCACAUCAAAACUCUCCUCUUCCGCAUCUUCUACCCCGCCAUCCCGGAUCCCCAUCCCCAACGUGCUACCUGGCUCUCCCACCCGCAGCGUCAGCACAUUGCUGCUUAUGGAGGGUUCUUAGGACUAAACAAGGCGCUAAGUGAGGUGUUGAGUUGGGUACCGAGGCAUUUGCAUUGGACGGUGUUGCCGGCGCAUAAGAAUGCUACAAUGGUUCAGCCACCGCCGGACGGGAAGUGGCCUACGGCCAUAUUCUCUCAUGGGCUGGGAGGGACGAGGAAUACAUAUAGCCAUAUUGCGGGGUCACUUGCUUCGCAUGGUGUGGUAGUUUUCUGUAUCGAACAUAGGGAGCAAAGUGCCGCCCUUACAACCAUUAGGGAUCCAGAUGAGAAGACGGGAAGUAAGGUCGUGGAGUAUAAGCGGCUACCGCAUGAGCUGAAUAAGGAGGUUUGGGGGGUCAGGGAUGCGCAGUUGAGGGUAAGACUAUGGGAGGUUGCAUUGUUGUAUGAGGUGUUGGUUAAGCUUGGGCGGGGGGAGGGGGAUGUGGUGGAGGGAAAUUUGAACUCCAGCACGCCGAGGGAUGUGUUUGCGCAAUUUCUGGGCAAACUGAAUGUCCUCGACCCCGGGAGGGUGAUCUUCGCAGGACACUCAUUCGGCGGGUCGACAGUCGUGCAACUUCUCAAGAGCGUCUUCUACGCCGAUCAUAGCAUCCUCAAAGACAAGGUCAUCACCGAACGGCUCUUCAUCCCCUCCUCAACAGCCUCCAUUCGCCAGCAAAUCACCCCUCACACACCUACAAUCCUCCUCGACAUGUGGUGCCUGCCCCUCGUCUCCCCGACAACCCGCUGUCUUUACCAUCUCCCCCUUCCCGCAUACACCCCCUCCGGCCCCGGCGGCAGCACUAUCCUCGCAAUCGAAUCCGAUGCAUUUGUCGUCUGGCGCCCGCAUCUCCACACCAAAGCCCAGUUGUUCUCUCCCUCGCCCUCACUCUCUCACAAAACCCCCAUCACCUUGGAGUCCUUUGGCGACUUCCCCCAGCCGUACUGGUUCUACCCCGUCGGCAGCGCACACAUAGCGCAGUCAGACUUUGCCCCGCUUUUUCCAACACUCAUAAGGCAUGGAUUUAAGUGUGAGGCAGAUGUGGGAAGGGUGUUGAGGCUGAAUGUUAGGGCGAUGGUACAGUUUCUGAGGGGGAGGGGGUAUAGAGUUACAGGGACGGCGAGGGGGGAAUGUGUGGAGGGGUUGGGGAAUGUGGCUAGUGAAGGGGACUGGAUUGAUGAUGACGCCGUGAUUCUGGAAAGAGGUGAUGGGAAGGUCGAGGGCUGGAAGGCAAUCGAGGUUGUUGGGCUUGGGGGGGAGAGGGGAUUGAUUAGGGAGGAGGCGAGGAUAUAA
Messenger RNA from Thermochaetoides thermophila DSM 1495, 1527 nucleotides. Its product is annotated as platelet-activating factor acetylhydrolase-like protein. The record is from RefSeq and is a predicted model, not a curated record. Gene Ontology annotation, molecular function: 1-alkyl-2-acetylglycerophosphocholine esterase activity. The transcript has a single exon. NCBI's taxonomy places the organism in Eukaryota, Fungi, Ascomycota, Sordariomycetes, Sordariales, Chaetomiaceae. Bases 1 to 1527 code for a protein of 508 amino acids.